AUGGAUGUGAUGGUGUAUUUUCCUCCUUUGAACCAGUAUCUGAAAACCAGGUUCAGAGGUGCUCGGGAUCUCCCCGUAUUGCAGAUUGGAGAUGGAACCAUUUCAGGAGGGGGACAGGAGUGUUGCUAUGAUAGUAAUGGAAUGAUCAUCGAUGUUGCUGAUUUCUUGGGAGGAGGCUACAGUCACCAAUAUCACCAUGCAGGAGUUUUCCCAUAUUGUCAACCUAACAAAGUACCCUAUCUGUCGCACUACCUCGCAGACGUAUUGCCAUGGACGUUCUGUUGUCGUUUUAAUCAAAGUCAGUGUGGAUCGUAUGGACUAUACCGACCGUCAAAGACCUGCGAAGACUAUGCACCACCAACACCAGCUCUAGGCAAUGGUGACCCCCACAUUUCAACGCUGGAUUCCACGACCUAUACUUUUAACGGUUAUGGUGAAUUCACUCUGCUGACUGCACUGAAUGGCGCGUUCGUCUUGCAAUCAAGAGCUGCACCUCUCGACGGUGUUGCCAACGCAACUGUGUUUGUUGCCAUAGCAGCACGCUUUGAUGAUAGUGACGUCAUCCAUGUUCAAAUCGAUGAACGCAGAGUUCUUGAUGCGUAUGUACGAAAAGAUGGAGACGCAGAACGCUUCACGAGAAUUGAUUUUGACCAAGCUUCUCGAUGGUCAUUUACAGGUGUCUCAGUAACUGGUCGUAAUAUAUCCGAAAAUGGGAUAAUUCUAGCCUUCGACCGCGGAGUUGGACUGACUUUGAAAGCCUCUGAGGGGGCCAUGAGCAUUUUUCUCGUUGCGCCAGACUCCUUCCUGGGUCAAACGCAAGGGCUUAUGGGAACAUGGAAUGGUAUAUCCGGUGACGAUUUCCAGACCCCACAAGGAAACGUCCUUUCACCCGACUUGACUACUGAGGAAUUGCAUUUCCAGUUUGGACUGCUAUGGGGAAUCGAUGCAGUGCAAUCGUUGUUCUACUACGAAUUGGGAAUGGAUCAUGACUUUCACACCAGGCGAUCCUAUCGGCCUGUCUUUCAACCUCCCAUCAAUCCUUUGGUCAACCAAAGUCUAGUAGUAGAAGUCUGCGGUACCAACCAGUUCUGUAUCUUCGACUUCCAGGCAACAGGUUCUCAAAGUUUUGCGCAAAAUUUUGUGGAUUCAUUUUCAACGUAUCAGCAGGCAGUCGAAAGCAGAGCUGAGCUUGUGGGUUGUCCACCUGCCCCCAUCCCCACUAACGGAAGUGUUACCGUAACGACAUACAUGCCAGGCGGCGUAGCUACAUUUGAGUGCAAUGCCGGAUUUGAACUGAGUCACGUGGUCACGUUAACGUGCCAAUCAAAUGGAGUAUGGAGUGAUGGCAUUAUUCCGACGUGCGAUGCAAAGGUGGUCGCUCCAGAUAGAGACCAAAGAGGUCUGCCGCUGCCCGUGGUCAUUGGAAUAACUAUCGGACUGUCAUUGAUUCUCCUCAUACUCGUCAUUGUAAUUAUCACCGUUGUGAUUAGCAAAUCAAAGACGCAGAAGGAAAGGAGGAGCCCAGGCCAAGCUGCUGAAAUUCACGAUAAUCCUGCAUACAGUACGAACAUGUAGGAUGUACAUCAAUGGGAGCAUUUCAUGAAAUUAAAAUGAAUAGUGGGUGAUUUUCACUGACUAUUGUUAUAAGCUAGUAAAACCCCUGCAUCUGAUUGGCUCAGGGUAAGUUUGUCAGUGAAAAUCAUUGACCAGAUGCGUAAUGAAACGCUUCCCAUGUUGACAAUUUUCUUACAGUCAGACCAAAGACAUGAAAGAAGAUAUGUCAGUUCUUACAACGCAAAAUAGUUUUGAUCGGGCAGGAGUAGGAAUCGUCAAACGUAGGUGUGCCUGCGACAAAGGCCGGCAAAGAAAACCGAAAUGGCAUAAAGACAAAAUAAUCUUCUUCAUUCUUUUUAAGUCGAUCAAAUAUUUUGAAUUUUGUUUAUGUUUAAUCUCUUUACCCAGGUUGUAUCCUUUUACGGAUGUAUUUGAUUGUUUCCCUUUUACUGAAUAUGUGUGAUUUGAUGUGUGCAUGUAUAAUGUUCUAAUAUCGAUAUAGUCAUAGUCAUUAUAGUAUAGCUGUGUUAGUAAGUUUGUGUACGAAAACCGAUUUCAUGUAGCUUAUGUGAAGAAGCGUAUAAAUGUUUGAAUUCCUGAUAUUUUAAAAACUUGUUAUGAUGUCAUCAAUAACUCAUGGCAAUCUCGGAUCUUUCGAAAAAAAGAAGAAAUACAAAAUGCAUACAUAAUUAUGACUGAUGCACUGGUAAUGAAUUGCGAUAAUGUGUUCAUGACUAAAUCUCCGUCAAAGACCCAGACCGGGCCAAAAAGUGAAAUUGACAAAUCAAAUACCAAUCGAAAGCUUUUUUUACAACUAAACAUAGAAAUGCAACCUUUAUGCAUUUCCACCGCUUACCGGGUGAGUAUUUUGCUUAAGAAUAGAUGCAAUUGCCAGGUCUCGAAAAUAGGCUUUCUUGUCCUUUUCACCGGCCUCAAGAGCGUUACGUCAUGUUAGACGAGUUGUGAUUCCAUUGGUUUGUACACAGAAAGGGUAAUUUUUCUGCCUAUCGACAGAUUACGCAUUUCAUUUUCUUCACUUCAAUCACGUACAUUAUGGUACAUGAAUAAUAAAUAUAUAUUCCUGCAAGCUUGAAUUGAUGAAAUCUAGAGCUCUUGACUAGAUUUUGCCAUAUUAUGUUUCCCGCGUAUUUGACGUAGCUUCCAAUCCUACCUUCAUUCAGAUUAUGUGUAACAAUUUUUCCUGACGUAGCAAUUUAGGCCAAAUAAGAGCCAAACGAAAAAAUAAAACAAUAAAACAUUUGAGCACUGGAUAUCCGUUUUUUCGUCUGGAAAUUGAAAGGAAAUUGAAAAAAAAAAUCGAAUUCAUAAUCUGAAAAGCAGAAAAGUCAUCCUGUUGUUCUGUGAACAACCCUACAUGCCCGAUGGAAUCGCAAUGCCUCUAGCACAACGUGACAAUCACGGUCGUGAAAUCGGUGAAUAGUACAAGAAAGCCAAUAAUUAUUGUCGAAACCUGUUCAUUUUAGUUUUUCUAAAGCAAAAUAUUCACAUAUCGAGCAGUGAAUAGAGCAUAAGACCUAUAUAGAGCAAACGUGACUGAGAUAUAACGGAGAAUAUAAAAUGUUGACGUUAAAAGGCAGGCACAUGUGUCCCUUUAGUCGUCGUGGAUAAGGAGGAAAAUGAAAACAAUUUUAGUCUACCUCUUGUGUACGCACCAAACUACAGGCUUGAGGCCGGCGUCGGAGGCGGCUUCAUACCCGACGCAUGUGUAAAUUGGGCCUAAGUCCUUAAAGGAGAAUGAAACCCUUGAAACCAGCUGAAUCCAUAUC
Messenger RNA from Lytechinus pictus (painted urchin), 3341 nucleotides. RefSeq names its product sushi domain-containing protein 2-like. The record is from RefSeq and is a predicted model, not a curated record. The transcript is spliced from 11 exons. Lineage: Eukaryota; Metazoa; Echinodermata; Echinoidea; Temnopleuroida; Toxopneustidae. Bases 1 to 1575 code for a protein of 524 amino acids.